GGCGGACAGUUGGAGAAGGCGGCUUCUGUGUGUUCGUCAGGUCCUGUGUGGAGGGACUGAGACCGAGAGGAAAAGUGAGCAGUAAGGGGACUGGCCGGCUUCGCCCGCCCCACCCCGGGCUACCGGUGCCUUGGAGCCCGCCCCUCCUGAUCUGUCUCCGGCGGGAUCCAGGCGCUCUGCGCUCGCGACCCAAAGGCGUGGCGGUGCGAGCCAUGGCUGCGCUGGGCUGCGCGAGGAUGCGGUGGGCGCUGCUGGGGACGCGGGUAGUCCGCUCUGGCCUCGGCCCACCAGGAGCCAGAGCCAAGGCCACGAUCCCCGGCGCCCUCCCGGCGACCGAUUCUUCCGAGGCUCCCGGAACCGGGCCUGGCGAGCGGAGGCUGCGGAGCCUGGAGGAGCUUAAAGGGCCAGGGCAGCUGCGCGUCUUAUUCCAGAUGUUAGGGCAAGGCUACAUUCUGCGCUUGCACCAGCUCCAGGUGCGGUACAAGGCCAAGUAUGGUCCAAUAUGGAUAACCCGCCGAGGGCCUCGACUCUAUGUGAACCUGGCCAGUGCCCCACUCCUGGAGCAAGUGAUGCGGCAAGAGGGCAAAUACCCAGUACGAGACUACAUGGAUUUAUGGAAGGAGCACCGGGACCUGCAUGGCCUGGCCUAUGGGCCCCUCACCACGGAAGGAGAGCCCUGGUACCGGCUGCGCCAGGCUCUGAACCAGCGGCUGCUGAAGCCAGCUGAAGCUGCGCUCUACACGGAUGCUCUGAAUGAGGUGAUUGACGACCUCAUGGCUCGACUCAGCCAGCUGCGGGCGGAGAGUGCCUCGGGGGACCAGGUGCCCGACAUUGCUCACCUUUUCUACCACUUUGCCUUGGAAGCUAUAUCCUACAUCCUGUUUGAGAAACGUAUUGGCUGCCUGGAGCGUUCCAUCCCGCAGGACACCAUGGCCUUCAUCAGAUCUGUUGAUCUCAUGUUCCGGAACUCAGUCUAUAGCAUCUUCCUCCCCCAGUGGACCCGCUCCCUGCUGCCCUUCUGGAAGUGGUACCUGGAUGGCUGGAACAACAUCUUCUCUUUUGGGAAGAAGAUGGUUGAUCAGAAACUCAAGGAAAUAGAGGCCCAGCUGCAGACAGGGGGUCCAGAGGGGGUCCAGAUAUCUGGCUACCUGCACUUCCUGCUGACCAGCGGACAGCUCAGUCUUCAUGAGGCCAUGGGCAGCCUGGCUGAGCUGCUCUUGGCUGGAGUAGACACGACAUCUAACACACUGACGUGGGCCCUGUACCACCUUUCGAAGAGCCCGGAGACCCAGGCGGCCUUGCACAAGGAAGUGGUGGGUGUGGUGCCAGCAGGGCAGGUGCCCCAGUACAAGGACUUUGCUCACAUGCCCUUGCUCAGAGCUGUGCUUAAGGAGACCCUGCGCCUCUACCCUGUGGUCCCCACAAACUCCCGGAUCAUCACGGAAAAGGAAGUUGAAGUUGGUGGCUUCCUCUUCCCCAAGAACACCCAGUUUGUGUUGUGCCACUAUGUGGUGUCCCGGGACCCGAGCAUCUUCCCUGAGCCCGAGAGCUUCUGGCCCCAACGCUGGCUGAGGAACUGCCAGUCUGAAACUUUUGGGGUCCAACACCCGUUUGGCUCUGUGCCCUUUGGCUAUGGGAUCCGGGGUUGCUUGGGCCGCAGGAUUGCAGAGCUGGAGAUGCAGCUGCUGCUGACAAGGCUGCUCCAGCAGUAUGAGGUGGUCCUGUCUCCUGAGACAGGGGACGUGAAGAGUGUAGCCCGCGUCGUCCUGGUUCCCCAUAAGAAGGUGGGCGUGCGUUUCCUGCAGAGACAGUGCUGAGCUGGGCCUUUGCCUUCCUGGGGCAGCCCCCUUCCUCCCUCCCUGGCAUGGUAAUUCCUGGCCGCUGCUGUGUCUUGGAUGAGGAGAGAGAGAAAGGGGCUGCCAGAUGCCAGAGGUUGGAGAAACUCAGUGCACUUCCUACAGAACCCUGAACUUUUGUGACUUUUAUCAUGUUGAGCAUCUCCCUCUUAGAGGAAAGGCCAUCCCUUUCUCACAUUGCUAUGCUUGGGGGAAAUAUAGAAUAAAGGGACUUUUAUUGAUAACUGGA
This is a messenger RNA of Ceratotherium simum simum (southern white rhinoceros), 2085 nucleotides long. It is a transcript of the gene CYP27A1, whose product is annotated as cytochrome P450 family 27 subfamily A member 1. The record is from RefSeq and is a predicted model, not a curated record. Gene Ontology annotation, cellular component: mitochondrial inner membrane. NCBI's taxonomy places the organism in Eukaryota, Metazoa, Chordata, Mammalia, Perissodactyla, Rhinocerotidae. Gene Ontology annotation, biological process: C21-steroid hormone biosynthetic process; cholesterol metabolic process; cellular response to peptide hormone stimulus. Gene Ontology annotation, molecular function: heme binding; oxidoreductase activity, acting on paired donors, with incorporation or reduction of molecular oxygen; iron ion binding.